This is a messenger RNA of Amphiprion ocellaris (clown anemonefish), 2043 nucleotides long. RefSeq names its product RING finger protein 223. Lineage: Eukaryota; Metazoa; Chordata; Actinopteri; Pomacentridae. The transcript is spliced from 3 exons. Gene Ontology annotation, molecular function: ubiquitin protein ligase activity. The coding region runs from base 497 to 1195 and encodes 232 amino acids. Gene Ontology annotation, biological process: protein ubiquitination. The record is from RefSeq and is a predicted model, not a curated record.
UACGUAGAGUGCUGAAAAGGGAGCUGACAGAGCAGGUCAGGUGAGACUGGCCAACAGACGCUAAAGAAGGAGGACCCAGAGCUGAUACUGACACAGCCAACUACUUCUCAGCCUCUGAACACACACACAGACUCACACACACCUGCUGUCACUCCAGCAGAGCAGAGGAGAGCACAGAGGAGGACCUCAGCCUGAGCGGAGACACAAUUAAAAACUCCCUGCUGGGAUCCAAGAAAUCAGUUGACUUUGGCUCCAGGCACAUGCAUUGUCAACCGCAGGGAGAGUGAGCCGACAGCAGCCCAUACAGAUCCACAGAGGGUCAUUUGACAUCUUCAUCAUCGAACAGGAGGGAAAGACGUCCAGUAGAGGACCACACCUGACAACGGAAUUUCAGUUUCAGCAACAAGACAACUGAGUCUCAAUCAGGAUAAUCCAGAAGUUCAGAACAGACCAGGAGGUCCAAAGGACACUGGACAAACGUGAGGGAGGGCUGAAGAUGGAGAACACCCAGCAGGUUUGGCAUGUGCAGAUCUCCUCUCAAGAAGUGGCACAGGAGCUACAAAAGAAGGUGUCAGUAGUGAGCCAGCCAGAGUGCUCCAUCUGCUUCAACACCUACGACAAUGUCUUCAAAACACCCAAACUGCUGGAAUGCACCCACACCUUCUGCCUCGAGUGCCUUUCCCGCCUAAUGGCAGUCUCAACGACGGACAAGGAUGGUGAUGAUGGCAACGCUCGCCUCUCCUGCCCCUUCUGUCGUCACCCCACCGUAUUGCCCGAGGAAGGACCCCCUGCCCUGACCACCAGCCGCGAGGUCCUCUGCAAGCUGCCCACCCACCAGCAGCAUGAAGAACCAGUGUGGCUGGAUGGAGAGAAGUUGUGCUACAGCAGCUCCAGGCAGGAUGGCGGCUCUAACGCUCCUGACAGUCCCGUGCCCUUCUGCAUCUGCAUUGACAUUGGUGCCAGCAAAGAGGCAGCUGCUCCAGUCCAGACACAAGGCCAGACGUCCGGCUUGCUGGGCAGAAUGUCAGACUGGAAGAGGAUGGUCCUCUUCGCUGUGCUCAUGGUGCUGCUGGUUGUGGUUGUGCUGUGGCCGCUGCAGUGUGUAUUCAGCACCGGGAACAUCCGCUGCUUGAGGGACAACCCCGCUACCACAACCGUCAGCCCCUUCACCUGGCCACCUCAUGUGUCACACUAAACUUUAACUGGACUUCAUGAGAAAUGUAGAUAUUAUUGUAUAAUAUUUUAAAUAUCUGACAUUGUAAAUUUCUGGAAAGUAAUUGCACUUUUGAUAAGUGCGCCUGGUAAUUGCUUCACACAACUAUUGAGGCUUCAGAUUUUUUACGUCAAAUAGAACCACACAUGUUAAAGCUGCUGUGGGGAGGAAUGUUAGACAACUGACUUUAGUGCUCCUAGUAUUAGUUUAAAAAAAUAAACCUGGAUUUUCACUCAAAAUUUUUCUGCAGUUAUAUUUUAAGCUAUCAUGUCAUAUGCAGAUCAGCUUACAUUAUUUUGAUUUUUUUCAGUUUUAGUCACAGUAAAAUUGUAAACGUAACAAAUGAUCCUUGUGAGCAGCAUGCAUCAGCAGUACCACAUUACAGACUGAUACAAACGACCCUCAUCAGUAAAGGGAGGGGAACUCUGACAGCAAUCACGUGUUUAGCAACGUGAAAAUAUUCACAGUUGCAAGUUUUUAGCACUUUAAAGCACACCUGUUUUUUGAGAAUAGUUAAGAAUGUCUUGUCCCUAAACUGUGAUGAGCUGGGACACAAACAGGUCAUUCUGUUGUAAGUGUGUACUCAACAAUUCAGUGGUGACGCAGCUACUUGCGCUGUAUCCAAGCUAAACACGAAGCUUUAAAUGCUGGCAUUUCUUCAUGAAAUCUGAACUUUGCUUUGCAAAUAUCAAGCUGGCAGCAAAGAUCCAUUACAAAAGAGUUUGAAUGUAAUUCCAGUGUGCCAAUGAAAACCUUUAUACACUGUACAGUUGAUUGUGUGUUUUGAUAUGUUGUUGUUUACAGAACUGUAAUAAAAAGUGAACCAUUAA